Messenger RNA from Penicillium roqueforti, 504 nucleotides. Its product is annotated as DUF3807 domain-containing protein. NCBI's taxonomy places the organism in Eukaryota, Fungi, Ascomycota, Eurotiomycetes, Eurotiales, Aspergillaceae. The transcript has 2 exons. The coding region runs from base 1 to 504 and encodes 167 amino acids. The record is from RefSeq and is a predicted model, not a curated record.
AUGCAGGUCCCAAGUGUAACUCUGGAUGACCUCAAAGCCUUCCAAUUUAAGCACUUCCCUGGGCAACAGCUGGCUGUGUUUCCCCAAGAAAAUGACCAGACCACAGACGACGAUCUCGGAUACUAUCCAGACGGAGUGAAGCGUACGCUCACAGAUGAGCAGAUUCGGAUCUUCAGACACAGUGAAGUUCAUGCUCUUCUGCGAGCGAGGCAGCUCCAGAACGAUGAGGCGCAAUACCAAGCUCGGAUGCAGUCAUCUAUAGAUGAUGGAUCAAAGGGUAAACUAGAUACUGUACCUGAAAAGCGACCUCUCGACACAGAAUCUCAGAUGCAAGGCGGUGAUCAGAAGCGGCUGCAGUCCCAGAAGGGGUCUAAGCAACACACCCCAGAAGACACGUCUUCUAAGCUGGACUACGGGGAUGACUCUGAUCAAACACAAAUGGCAAAGCCACCGGUGUCACAGACGCCAUACCAAGGUCGCAGGAUUAUCUCCUACAAUGACUGA